AUUGGCAAUCGUAGGAUAAUAAGAGGGUCGGGGAAUCAUCGCGGAGUUCCAGUUAGACGUAUUGUUUUCCUCGCUGUUGAGACGGAAAACGUCGCGAUUACAUCGCCUGGACUGAGCUGUUUCAUCACCGCUACGUAGUGCCAAUGUGCAAACGACUGAAAUGCUACAAGAUACCGAUCGACCUUUCAAAAAACAUAUCAGCGACAUAUCGCCGACAUACUUGUGCUGACUGGCCGGGUAAUUAACCCAUCUGUAAUUGCAUCUCUAACAAUAUUAAAUUCUCUUUGUGAACAUGAAAGUUUAAAAGUGGAUAGAAACUUGUAGUGCAUGAAAGAACCAUUUGAACUGAAAAGUUGUCUGACUGUGAGAAUAUCAUCAUUAAACCAUUGUAGAUAGAACAGAGAUUUGUUUUUGAAAGCCAACAUGUGGAACUUAUUCCAAAUAAAGUAAUCAUGAGGAGAAAAAUUGUGUUUGUGAAUUGAAGACCAAGACAACAACAGCUGUUUAUAGAACUGUAAAAGUUUAAGAGGAAGUUUUUCUGGUUUGUAAUCACAUAGUAUGAUAGUAACAAGAAUUUUAAGCCACCAACUUGAGAGAAAAUAUAAGCAGGAAUAUGGUUCCAAAUGUAGGUAUGAUUGCGUAGAAACUGUUUUUAUCCAAUUGAUUUUAAAGGUAUUAUUUAGACUAUCAAAAGCUAGAAAAUUAAGACCACCUUUAUCAUAGCUAUUCAUAACAGCGGAUUUUUAAUGUAAUGGAUUUUGUUUUUCCAUAAAAAGUUAGUGUCUACUAAUUUACAUAUAUAAGCCUACUAACCUAGACAAACCUUUUUUGCAAAGAAAAGAACGGGCAAAUCUCUCUGAAGCCACUGGUUUAGUAUUUUUUUCGUCUUUUCAAUGAGAGGUUGAAAAUGAACCUCACAUCUUUUGUAAUGUUAAUUCCUAAAUAGGUAUACAGAUUCUUUUACAGGGAUUUCAACGGGCACCUACACUGACGUUGGCGUUGAGGGGGCGGAGUUACGCGGCGACGCUCAGCGGAAGCGUGGCUGUUGGGGGCGGGGUUACGCGGCGACGUGCAGCGGAAGCCAGUCCAUGCUGCUCUGACUUUGGUCUGAAACAUGUCCGUCCUAUAAUUCGUUACUAUUAGCAGUUUCUCAGUAUGUUUCUUCCAUUUUUGCGAACGGUUGUGUCACGUCAAUGUUGCCGACCUACCUUGAAGGGUAUACCGCUGCAGCGUCUUCUUCAAAGGGGACGCUCCUCUGUGACAGCCCAGGUUCUGCCAACGGCUGCUUCGGUGCCCAACGCAGCCACUAAUCGCAUUGUCGGGAGAUGGCUGGUGGGUUGCAGCGGCCUGGUGGUUGGAGCCGUGGUCCUUGGUGGAGUCACCAGGCUGACCGAAUCCGGUCUGUCCAUGGUGGACUGGCACCUGGUGAAAGAGAUGAAGCCCCCACAGACAAAUGCCGAGUGGGAGGCAGAGUUCCAGAAGUACCAGCAGUACCCAGAGUUUAAAAUACUGAACCAUGACAUGACCCUAUCAGAGUUCAAGGCUAUCUUCUACAUGGAGUGGGGACAUCGGAUGUGGGGCCGGCUGGUGGGGCUGGCCUACAUCCUGCCCAUGGUGUAUUUCUGGAGGAGGGGCUACUUCACACGCUCUAUGAAGGGCUGCGUGCUGGGCCUCUCUGGUCUGGUCACAUUCCAGGGCCUGCUGGGCUGGUACAUGGUGAAGAGUGGCUUGGAGGAUAAACCAGAGUCCUACGAUGUGCCACGUGUGAGCCAGUACCGGCUAGCGGCUCACCUGGGCUCGGCGCUCCUGCUGUACUGUGCCAGUCUCUGGACAGGGCUGUCCCUGAUGCUGCCCGCGCAGAAGCUGCCAGACUCGCGCCAUCUUACCACGCUCCGUCGGCUUGCCCGUGGGACAGGAGGGCUGGUCUUCCUCACAGCCCUAUCAGGGGCAUUUGUGGCUGGCCUGGAUGCUGGCCUGGUCUACAACUCCUUCCCCAAGAUGGCUGAUCGCUGGAUCCCCGACGACCUGCUGGCCUUCUCCCCCACGCUCAGGAACUUCUUUGAGAACCCCACCACCGUGCAGUUUGACCACCGUGUCUUGGGCAUCGCCACGGUGACAGCCAUUACGGGUCUCUACUUAUUCUCCAGGAAGCUGCUGCUGCCCCGAAGGGCUAAGAUGGCCCUCAGCUGCCUGCUGGCCGUGGCCUACGCCCAGGUUGGCUUGGGCAUCAGCACUCUGCUCCUGUAUGUGCCCACACCUUUGGCAGUGACUCACCAGUCCGGCUCGCUGGCAUUGCUGACGCUGGCCAUCUGGGUCCUUGCUGAGCUGCGCAGGGUGGUCAAGUGAAUGCCUGACUCGCCCUUGGUGCUGGGCUGCCACCGACUGCUGUGACCAGGAUGGACCCACCCCCCAUUCUUGUUUUCAGCCAUUUUCCUCACAUAAUGAAUCACUCCACCUUUGGUAUUUAAAUUGCCAUCUCAGAUCCUUCUUCAGUCUGUUAACUGCAGCUGGGUGUGGAACACCUCUAUCCAUGCAGGACUUAUUCUGAAAUAAGGGCCACGGGCGCAGUGCUUUUAUGACGGGUGGUGAUGAUUUCAGUCGGGGGGUGGGAUCUCCCCGUUGUCUUGGGCCCUCAGAUCUAACAUUUAGCCCAUCAAUCUGACUGCAGCUCCGUCCUCUCAGGCCUAGUAAAGGUUUUCAGAGACUACAGUUAGAAAUCUGUAUAAACACUGCUGAAGAGCUAAAUUAUUACUUAUUCUGUGAACGUGAGAAAUAAAAAAUUUGCACUUAGAA
This is a messenger RNA of Paramormyrops kingsleyae, 2793 nucleotides long. It is a transcript of the gene cox15, whose product is annotated as cytochrome c oxidase assembly homolog 15 (yeast). The record is from RefSeq and is a predicted model, not a curated record. Lineage: Eukaryota; Metazoa; Chordata; Actinopteri; Osteoglossiformes; Mormyridae. Gene Ontology annotation, cellular component: mitochondrial inner membrane. Gene Ontology annotation, molecular function: oxidoreductase activity, acting on NAD(P)H, heme protein as acceptor. Gene Ontology annotation, biological process: heme A biosynthetic process.